AUGUCGUGGGACGGCUGUGCGGCAAUCGCCCUUCGGGCGGAUGAUGUCGUAAAGAUAUGCCGAGUCAACCCAGCGGACGGAGCGGCAGAGUUGGAUGGCGCGCAAAUCAUUGGCAACGUUUCCUCCCACGCGAUUUGGAACAGUGACUCAACUAUAUUUGCAGUUAACCAAAACGAAAGGGUGCGAGUCUAUAAAAUUUUUCCUGAAUCCGGUUCUAUAAGCGAGAUUGAGCUCGAAGAUAAAGACGUUCGUAAUUGGACCAUCAAAUGGAUUGGUAUAUCUCCCAAAGGCACCUUUCUGGUUGUGUGCUACGAGCUACCCCCAAACAACGAUGGCCCUAACCUCUACGUUUGGAAUGUUAACACGCGCGAUCUGGUGUACUGCGGCAGGCAUCCGAACUUGGAGAGCAACCAUUUCGUUUGGCGCGACGACGAGAAGUACCGUAGUGUGUUGUUGAACGGUCAUGUGUUCUUUUACGAGGGUAUGAGUAGCAAGGAGUUCUUUUCGUGUGCAAUUCAGUCGCAGGAGGCGACGGUGCAGUUUGCGCCGGAGCACGUGUGCGGUCAGGACCUGUUGACGUUUGUGUUUCGUCCGGCAGACGCUAAGGUGCCUGGCGUGCUCAAUAUGGUAUUCAAAAGAAAUGCCGAGACAGAUUGCAAAAUAGUUCGCUGCGAGGUUCCCAACGUAGACGGAUUGGAAUGCACCUUUUCGCCGUCAGGUCGACACGUUUUGUUGCUCACUUCAGCCCAGAUCGACUCGCUGGGCGAAAACUACGGAAGCAUCGGAGACUUGUGGCUAACCUGUUGUCAAAAUCUGAUCCACGGCAUUUGCACCGGUGACUGGCAGAACACCACCGCCACAGCAGGAACCGACUCAUGUCGACGGGCAACCCUCCAAAACGUGCCCGAGAAGGCCGGUACCUUAGAUAAGGCCGGUACCUUAGAUAAGGCCGGUACCUUAGAUAAGGCCGGUACCUUAGAUAAGGCCGGUAUCUUAGAUAAGGCAGGUACCUUAGAUAAGGCAGGUACCUUGGAUGACAAGGCUGGUCCCCCGGAAAAAACUGGUUUGUCGCCGGAGUCUACACCCGUCAAGACCACCUCAGCGGGUACGGAGCCGCCAGGCGCCGUAGUCCUGGCCGACCUCGUGACCAAAGUCAACAAGAAGAUGGUCCAGGACGCGGCCUGGUCACCGACGGCCGAAGAGUUCGUUGUGAUCGAGGGUAAGAGCCCUAGUGAGUGCUAUUUGAAGUCGGCUGACGGAAGGGCUUCCACAGAAAUCACGCGCGGCUACAAGAACACCAUCCGCUGGGCCCCUGGCGGCGACAUGCUCGCCCUCGGCGGCUUCGGCAAUCUCGCCGGCGACCUGGCCUUCUACUGGCGCACACGGCCGGCCUCGCAACUCACAGCCGCCACGAUGAGCGGGACUGCUUUUCAGGUGGGAACUGUCUCGCCCGACGAGGCUAUUGCUACUGCUCGUUCGGACGCCCUGGCCGCGCCGUUUGAGUUGGUGCAUGAGUGGCGUGUGGCAUGUACGGUGCGUUGCGAGUGGAGUCCGUGCGGUCGGUACUUCUUCACGGCGAGUUUGUGGCCACGGAUGCGCGUGGACAACGCUGUGCGUGUGUGGAGGCGUGACGGCGCGUUGUUGGUGGAGCACGGCGCAGAGGCGUUGCAUGACGUGCAGUGGUUGGCGGCGUUCCCACCCGGACAGGUCCCGGCGUUGCCGAGGCCGACGCGUGCGGCUCAAGCCGCGCAGACAGGAGUCUUCCGGCCGCGGAAUCAGAGCGGUAGUUCCGAUCUUGCGCUCAUCCAGAAGUACAUGAGCGGCCUGCUCCGUCUCGAGGAACUCCCUGAAGAGGUGCAGGCGCGCCUCAAGUCUCAACGCACCCGAGGCAAGGGCAACUCUAAAACACCCGACCAACUCAAGUCCUCCUGGCGCAACCGCCAGGAGCCACCCAGUAACCCGUCCGGCGCCAAUACUGAGUCCGAGGCCACGCCCUCCGAGCCUUCCGCUGCCCGCAAGAAUGCAAAAAAGAAACGAGAUCUCGCCGACGAAACUAACAGAAAGCAGACUGACCGACUCAGCGACCGACGCAACGAACCAGAUGCCCGGAACGCAACCGCACAAUCCAAACGACUAGCGAACGCCCGAACAGCAGCAGACAGUUCCGAGUCCAUGCCCGGACCGAGCGACCUAGGCCAGGACGCAGCGGUCCCCUGUCUGGAUGCAGCUGUCGUUGGCCGUAAUGGAGCAGCGGCUCUGGGCCGAGAAGGAGCUGCGAUUUUGGGCCGCGGAGCAGCGGUCUUGGGCCGAGAUGGGGUCUUGAGUCGAGACGGACCGAUCGUGAGUCGAGAUGGAGCGGUCUUGGGCCGAGAUGGAGCGGUCUUGGGCCGAGAUGGAGCGGUCUUGGGCCGAGAUGGAGCGGUGUUGGGCCGCGACAUGGUGGGUCGAGACGCGACGGGCAUGAGCGGGAUGGGUCUGGAGGUAUUGGGGCGGUCACCAGCGGCUGCGGCGGAAGCGUAUCCGCGGCUACCAGACGCGACGGAGCGGAGUGGGCGACCGGUGGGUCAAGUGGAAGACAAGAUCUUGUCUUUGUUGCAGCAGGUGUUGCCUGCUAGUGCCACUGUGCACAUUGAGAACCGGAAUUAUAUGGGGCCUCGGGGCGAGGGAGCGCAGGGCCGCGCAGUUGGACGGUUGGAUACGCGCGGUUACGGGGAAGGGCGGUCGGCUCAGGACGUCUACCGUAUGCGGCCGCCACCGCCUCCGCCGCGAGAGGAGAAGUGGCUGUACGUCGAUCCCGGUGGCCAGAUCCAGGGCCCCUUCAGUCGCAAACAGAUGAAGGUCUGGUGGGAUCGAGGUUACUUCCCGCACACGCUCCGUGUCAAACAGGAACGCGACUACGACUUCCAACCCCUCACUGCCCACUUCCCCAACGUGGCCAAGGCCUUCAGCGACUGA
Molecule: messenger RNA, 2955 nt
Organism: Gregarina niphandrodes
Lineage: Eukaryota; Apicomplexa; Conoidasida; Eugregarinorida; Gregarinidae
Product: eukaryotic translation initiation factor 2A
Exons: 3
Coding region: 1-2955 (984 amino acids)
Biological process (GO): translational initiation
Cellular component (GO): cytosolic small ribosomal subunit
Molecular function (GO): translation initiation factor activity; mRNA binding; protein binding
Source: RefSeq, a predicted model, not a curated record